AUGCCCCCAAAGUGUCGUGAUGAGAAGGUCCAAUCUGGCCUUACCCCAGAGCAGAAACAAUGCAUGAUGCAAAACCAAAUUAAGGCAGAGAUAAAACAACAGUGUAAGAAAACUCCAGGUCUGCCUGAGAACAUUGGUCAUACUUGGUACCUGGCCCUCAAGUCUUAGUUCUCUCAGCCCUACUUUGAGAAGUUGAGUAAAUUUUUGGAACAUGAGCGCAAACGAGCAACCUUCCCCCCAGAGGACCAGGUGUUCUCUUGGACUCAAGCAUGUAAGUUGCAGGACAUCAAAGUGGUCAUCUUAGGACAAAAUCCUUAUCAUAUACCAGGACAAGCACAUGGUAUAUGUUUCAGUGUUCAGAACGGUGCGCCACCACCUCCAAGUUUGGUGAACAUGUACAAGGAACUGGAGUCAGAUAUCCCAGGAUUUGAGUGGCCAUCACAUGAUACUUGCUUACUUGGUUGGGCACAACAAGGUGUCUUACUACUCAAUGCUUGUUUAACAGUCAAGGCCCACAAAGCUAACUCGCAUAAGGACAUAGGCUGGGAGAAGUUUACCGACUCGGUCAUCAAAACAAUAUCAGUACAUAAUAAAGGUGUUGUUUUCCUUUUGUGGGGAUCAUAUGCCCAGAAGAAAGCUAAAGUUGUUCAUACGAAGAAACAUCAUCUGCUCAAAGCUGCACUACCACUGUUUGCUCAUCGUGGGUUCUUUGGAUGCAAACUUCUUGAGAAGGGGGGGAAGAAGCCAAUAGAUUGGACAUAUUUGCCACCACAUAUAUAAUAAGGAUGAAUUGAAGUUCAUGAUGAUCAUCAGUGUUUUACACCCAUUUUCAUUUGUAAAUGUUGCCUUUGCCUUGUUCAUUACAGUACAGUAUUAUUUUUUUAACACUGAUUAACCCUAUUGCACAUCACGAUGUGAAUUGUGUCAAAUCAUUUGGUAGCGCUAUUUGCUUCCUUGAUGUGAAUUGUGUCAUCGAACUUUAAAAAAAAAAUUACUCCCCAAAAAGUUUUCAAGCACAUUGGGUCAAAUUUUCAUGCCUCAUUGAUGACUACAUGAUCUUGCUGGGGAAGCUUCUGAUAGGUCACAUUUGCACCUUUUUGCCUUUUCCAUAUGUCUGGUAAAUGUUUUUGACUGAUGGAGAGGCAUAUGUUUACAAAUUUGUUCUUGUUUUAUUUUAUAUUGCCAAAUGAGAAGUUUCAGUUUCCUCUGUUUUGUCAUCUGCUACCUACAACUAUUCAUUUCACUCUUUAUACAGUUAUACAUAGAUAACAAAUAUGGUUGUUCCAGGCACCAAUAUGUGUCAGUACUGAUGCAGGAAGGUAAGCGAGCCUAUUCAUGGCACGUACUUAGUUAAAGUCUAGCCACCAAAAGAUUCUCUUCAGUAGUACAGUAUUGAAGAAUGGAAAGUGUUGGGUCUGAUGGACCAGCAUCAGAAACAGAGUGGAGAGUGAUUUAUUGCUAGAAAAGGCUGAUGCUCACUAUUUGGUGCUUUCAUUACCAUUGUCCUAUGCAUUCAUAUGCCAGAAGGAAGGCAAGAAUAUAAUUUAUAUUUAAUGCUGUACAGGUAUUGUUUAUUUUUACAUAAAAAACUUUCAUUACAUAAUUGGUAUUAAUUCUUUCUAAACAGUCAGUUUUAUGUGUACUGUACUGUAUAUGAGGUAUGUGGGUCUGGAAGGUUGUGAGCAUUUUAAGGGUUAAAGAUUUUUGUGGCAAUUGUGUGAAUGUUUGUAUUACAACACAAAUAUUGUCAUUACUUGAUGUGUGAGGUCUCCCACAAGUUUAUAAAAUGUUUUGAAACAUCCUGUAUUUAAUAUGAAGGAUAAGCAAGUGAAAUUUUGUUUGCAUGUGAAACAAUUUGAGGUUUUUGUUUGCAGACCAUUAUAGUGUUAGUCUUUGUGAAUAAAUUUUAGAAUUAUGAGAAUAGUUUUAACUUAUUAUGUGCCAUUCUCUGUCAAGGAGGAAACUGUGGUAGAGCUGGAGUGUAUGAAGUUCUCAGGAGUAUUUUAUAAUACAAUACAGGUACCCUGUACUGUACUGUAACUGAAAUUAAACUUCAUUAUUAGUUUUAACAGAAUCAAAUUUUAUAGGUAUGAAAACUUCAUUCAUGAAUUCACAGCAACACUGGCUGACGAGUUGUCAGUUUGCAUUAAUAUUUCUGUACAUUAUUUACAGUAUAAAGCCAACAUCCCCCACUCUCGCUACACCACUUUACACGCAUGCAAAAGGUCUAUUCUUUAAACCCUUGGUAUGGUGCCCUUCAG
Messenger RNA from Homarus americanus (American lobster), 2261 nucleotides. RefSeq names its product uracil-DNA glycosylase-like. NCBI's taxonomy places the organism in Eukaryota, Metazoa, Arthropoda, Malacostraca, Decapoda, Nephropidae. The record is from RefSeq and is a predicted model, not a curated record. Gene Ontology annotation, cellular component: nucleus; mitochondrion. Gene Ontology annotation, biological process: base-excision repair, AP site formation via deaminated base removal; base-excision repair. Gene Ontology annotation, molecular function: uracil DNA N-glycosylase activity.